This is a messenger RNA of Coregonus sp. 'balchen', 12356 nucleotides long. NCBI's taxonomy places the organism in Eukaryota, Metazoa, Chordata, Actinopteri, Salmoniformes, Salmonidae. The record is from the annotation of a GenBank genome assembly.
AUGUCUUGGGGUGAGUUCAUUGAGCUCCGUGAGUUGAGGCUGCAUGACAAUGACCAGAUAGAGCUGACCAGCUGCGAGGUGCCUCGCUCACCACCUCGCCUAGAGCGGGCCAAUGCCCUGCGGAUCAGCCCAGGGAAGGUCCCAGAGCUGCUCAGACGGGUGGGCAUCAUCCGACUGCUGGGGGACAGCCUGGACCCACGGCUCACAGAUGAGAGGGGAGAGGGACAUGACUUCCAGCCCUGCAGCCAUGCCCAGCCCACCUGGUGUGACCUGUGUGGAGACUUCAUCUGGGGACUGUACAAACAGAGCCUGCGCUGUGCCAGUGAGUCUGCCUCCAGCUGCUGCACAGGAUUUACUUGCAUGAUUAUGAUUAAGAUUGCAUGUCUGCAUACAUGUAUGUCACAGGCGGCCAGUGGCACCUUAAUUGGGGAGGACGGGCUCAUAGUAAGGGCUGGAACGGCAUUAAUGGAAUUGUAUCAAACAUACAUGGUAUGUGGUUGAUACCAUUCCAUUCAUUCCAUUCCAGCCAUUAUUAUGAGCCGUCCUGCCCUCAGCAGCAUCCUGUGAUAUGUAGGCCUAUGUGCAUGAGUGUUAUUGGGUUUAACUAUGGCUAGCCUAUGAGAAUGUGUUUCAAGGUAGUCUACACCAAUGUAAUGAAACAGGCAGGGAGUGUGGCGCGAACCCUCGACCUUCUGGUCCGUGCCCCGCGGAAUUCGAAAGCAUGGUCAAGUGGCAGAGUCGAUAUCCGCACUUAUAGACCAGGGUCGCAACAGUAUUAUAUAGCCUGUUUGUGUGUGCAUAGGAUAUACUGUAUGUGUGUUUGUUUAUGUAUAUGCCAGGCCGUAUAGCUUUAGGUCAUUGUUCCUCAGCUGGACUAACUGGGCUUUUUGUGAGACUGGCUCUAUUCACAGGACUCAGUAUUCAUUAGGCCUGAAUAGGCUUUAAUGAGGAGUUUCUGCAAAGAGGGACAUUACCAUUCCCAGCAGCAAAGAACCAGCUGAGAACUGAACCGCUCGCCUGUAAAUCCCAGACCCUGUUUUAGCUCUGGAGUACUUGUCAAAACAAAACUCCCAAAUUCAGUCAGCUGUUGGCGGCAGUCUAUUCAUGAGGGCUUUAAGAUUGAUCUAGUGUUUUUUUGUGUCUUUGUUGGUACAUGCUGUCGGUUGGUUGGUAUCCUGCACCACUUUCCUCUUGCAUAAUCUUCAAAGUUUACACUAUGAACUUCCUUUCCUCUGGCUGAAACCUGCCCUUUGUAUUGUUAUGUGUGGCCAUUACAUGUGGGGAGAGAUAAUUGUCUGAAGUGUAGCCUAUGUCUGAAGUUUAUUGGGAAUAUGCUGGUAAAAUCUCAUGAAUACACCUGUUUAUUUGUCAAAGAAUCCAUCUACUGUCUAGCAAUACUUGUCUGAUCAUGUCCUGUUUGAUUAGUUAGUGACCAAAUUGAAGUCAAAUUAGUCUGUGACUGGUUUUCUCUGUCAAAUGUGUAAUGACUCCCUGUGGCCAGUGGAGGAGAGCAGAUAAAUUAGAAUCCCAAAAUGUCCCAAAACUGGAGGGAGGGAACGGAAGGGAUGUCCUAAAAUUAUCAAAUGGAAGUUUCUGUGCCAGUGCGCACCACUUUUUUUCAUAGCCAACAUUUCCUUACAUCUGUGGAGAAGGCACAACAUUGAUUACAACCGUGAUCUGAUCAUAUCCUGUUUUUAAUUAAUCACUUCUCUUUUCUCACAGAUUGCGGAUUCACAUGUCACUAUCGAUGUCGACCUCUCAUCCAAUUAGAUUGCAGUUUGGAUCGCGGCUCCAUAGUUGAACAAACAUGUGCUGUAGAACACACCAUAGAGACUGAUACAAAUGUGGUAAGAAUCUCAUGAUCUGAUGUAUGCGUGUCAUUUCAUGUGUUUUCUCUACUUAACCUCAUAUUCACCGGCCACAUCAUGUGUCAUGACCACUACCUAUCCACUAUUCAGACCAUACUCUUUGUGGUGACUUGAUGUCUGCACACUCUCUGUAUUCAGUCACGCUAUUCUUCUUUUCUUUCUAUUCAUUUUUCUUUCUAUUACAUGAUCCCCCUGUGUCAGGUUUUUCAGUUCAGAUCCUCUCUCUCACCAUUUCCUUUGGCUAUGGUAGCCUAUAUACAGUGCAUUCUGAAAGUAUCAUUACUUUAAGACAUGAUGUUGAGAUGUUCUCUGUGAAGCAUUUAUUUGGGCUGAACUCUGUGAAGCAUUUAUUUGGGCUGCAAUCUGAGGUGCAGUUAACUCAAAUGAAUUUAUCCUCUGCAGCAGAGGUAACUCUGGGUCUUCCUUUCCUGUGGCGGUCCUCAUGAGAGCCAGUUUCAUCAUAGCGCUUGAUGGUUUUUGCAACUGCACUUGAAGAAACUUUCAAAGUUCUUCAAAUUUUCCGGGUUGAUUGACCUUCAACUGUUCAGAGGAGACUGCGUGAAUCAGGCCUUCAUGGUCAAAUUGCUGCAAGGAAACCACUACUAAAGGACACCAAUAAAAAUAAGAGACUUGCUUGGGCCAAGAAACAUGAGCAAUGGACAUUAGACCGGUGGAAAUCUGUCCUUUUGUCUGAUGAGUCCAAAUUUGAGAUUUUUGGUUCCAACCGCCAUGUCUUUUUGAGACACGGAGUAGGUGAAAAAUGAUCUCUGCAUGUGUGGUUCCCACCGUGAAGCAUGGAGAAGGAGGUUUGAUGGUGUGGGAGUGCUUUGCAGGUGACACUGUCUGUGAUUUUUUAGAAUUCAAGGCACACUUAACCAGCAUGGCUACCACAGCAUUCUGCAGCGAUAUGCCAUCCCAUCUGGUUUGCGCUUAGUGGGACUAUCAUUUGUUUUUCAACAUGACAACGACCCAAAACACACCUCCAGGCUGUGUAAGGGCUAUUUGACCAAGAAGGAGUGAUGGAGUGCUGCAUCAGAUGACCUGGCCUCCACAAUCACCCGACCUCAACCCAAUUGAGAUGGUUUGGGAUGAGUUGGACCGCAGAGUGAAGGAAAAGCAGCAAACAAGUGCUCAGCAUAUGUGGGAACUCCUUCAAGACUAUUGGAAAAGCAUUCCUCAUGAAGGUGGUUGAGAGAAUGCCAAGAGUGUGCAAAGCUGUCAUCAAGGAAAAGGGUGGCUACUUUGAAGAAUCUCAAAUGUUUUGAUUUGUUUAAUACUUUUUUGGUUACUACAUGAUUUCAUAUGUGUUAUUUCAUAGUUUUGAUGUCUUCACUAUUAUUAUACAAUGUAGAAAAUAGUAAAAAUAAAGAAAAACCCUGGAAUGAGUAGGUGUGUCCAAACUUUUGACUCGUACAGUAUUUAAAUAAUGUAUUUCUAAUAACCCGUUUUUUGCUUUGUCAUUAUGGGGUAUUGUGUGUAGAUAUUUAAUCCAUUGUAGAUAUUUAAUCCAUUUUAAAAUAAGGCUGUAAUUUUAAUGUGGAAGAAGUCUAGGGGUCUGAAUACUUUCCGAGUGCACUGUAGGGGCAUCAAUCACUUAUAGGGUUUCUUAUCUGAUCUAUUUCUUUUUCUCUGAAGUGGUGCUGUUCUCUGUAGACCCCCAAGCCUACAUGUCUAUAUUUUUAUAUAUUUAUUUAACCUUUAUUUAACCAGGUAAGCCAGUUGAGAACAAGUUCUCAUUUACAACUGCGACCUGGCCAAGAUAAGCAAAGCAGUGCGAUAAAAACAACAACACAGAGUUACAUAUGGGGUAAAACAUUUACAUUUUACAUUUUCGUCAUUUAGCAGACGCUCUUAUCCAGAGCGACUUACAAAUUGGUGCAUUCACCUUAUGAUAGCCAGUGGGACAACCACUUUACAAUUGUUUUUUUAUUUUUAUUUUGGGGGGUGGGGUAAGGGGGGGUAGAAGGAUUACUUUAUCCUAUCCCAGGUAUUCCUUAAAGAGGUGGGGUUUCAAGUGACUCCGGAAGGUGGUGAAUGACUACGCUGUCCUGGCGUCGUGAGGGAGCUUGUUCCACCAUUGGGGUGCCAGAGCAGCGAACAGUUUUGACUGGGCUGAGCGGGAACUGUGCUUCCGCAGAGGUAGGGGAGCCAGCAGGCCAGAGGUGGAUGAACGCAAUGCCCUCGUUUGGGUGUAGGGACUGAUCAGAGCCUGAAGGUACGGAGGUGCCGUUCCCUUCACAGCUCCGUAGGCAAGCACCAUGGUCUUGUAGCAGAUGCAAGCUUCAACUGGAAGCCAGUGGAGUGUGUGGAGGAGCGGGGUGACGUGAGAGAACAUGGGAAGGUUGAACACCAGACGGGCUGCGGCGUUCUGGAUGAGUUGUAAGGGUUUAAUGGCACAGGCAGGGAGCCCAGCCAACAGUGAGUUGCAGUAAUCCAGACGGGAGAUGACAAGUGCCUGGAUUAGGCCCUGUGCUGCUUCCUGUGUAAGGCGAAUGUUGUAGAGCAUGAACCUACAGGAUCGGGUCACCGCCUUGAUGUUAGCGGAGAAUGACAGGGUGUUGUCCAGGGUCACGCCAACGCUCUUUGCACUCUGGGAGGAGGACACAACGGAGUUGUCAACCGUGAUGGCGAGAUCAUGGAACGGGCAGUCCUUCCCCGGGAGGAAGAGCAGCUCCGUCUUGCCGAGGUUCAGCUUGAGGUGGUGAUCCGUCAUCCACACUGAUAUGUCUGCCAGACAUGCAGAGUUGCGAUUCGCCACCUGGUUAUCAGAAGGGGGAAAGGAGAAGAUUAAUUGUGUGUCGUCUGCGUAGCAAUGAUAGGAGAGGCCAUGUGAAGAUAUGACAGAGCCAAGUGACUUGGUGUAUAGCGAGAAUAGGAGAGGGCCUAGAACUGAGCCCUGGGGGACACCAGUGGUGAGAGCACGUGGUGCGGAGACAGAUUCUCACCACGCCACCUGGUAGGAGCGACCUGUCAGGUAGGAAGCAAUCCAAGAGUGAGCCGCGCCGGAGAUGCCCAACUCGGAGAGGGUGGAGAGGAGGAUCUGAUGGUUCACAGUAUCAAAGGCAGCAGAUGGGUCUAGAAGGACGAGAGCAGAGGAGAGAGAGUUAGCUUUAGCAGUGCGGAGAGCCUCCGUGACACAGAGAAGAGCAGUCUGUUGAAUGACCAGUCUUGAAACCUGACUGGUUUGGAUCAAGAAGGUCAUUCUGAGAGAGAUAGCUAGAGAGAUGGCUAAAGAUGGCACGCUCAAGAGUUUUGGAGAGAAAAUAAAGAAGGGAUACUGGUCUGUAGUUGUUGACAUCGGAGGGAUCGAGUGUAGGUUUUUUGAGAAGGGGUGCAACUCUCGCUCUCUUGAAGACGGAAGGGACAUAGCCAGCGGUCAAGGAUGAGUUGAUGAGCGAGGUGAGGUAAGGGAGAAGGUCUCCGGAAAUGGUCUGGAGAAGAGAAGAGGGGAUAGGGUCAAGCGGGCAGGUUGUUGGGCGGCCGGCCGUCACAAGUCGCAAGAUUUCAUCUGGAGAGAGAGGGGAGAAAGAAGUCAACGCAUAGGGUAGGGCAGUGUGAGCAGGACCAGCGGUGUCAUUUGACUUAACAAACGAGGAUCGGAUGUCGUCAACCUUCUUUUCAAAAUGGUUGACGAAGUCAUCCACAGAGAGGGAGGAGGGGGGAUUCAGCAGGGAGGAGAAGGUGGCAAAGAGCUUCCUAGGGUUAGAGGCAGAUGCUUGGAAUUUAGAGUGGUAGAAAGUGGCUUUAGCAGCAGAAACAGAGGAAGAAAAUGUAGAGAGGAGGGAGUGAAAAGAUGCCAGGUCCGCAGGGAGUCUAGUUUUCCUCCAUUUCCGCUCGGCUGCCCGGAGCCCUGUUCUGUUAGCUCGCAAUGAGUUAUCGAGCUACGGAGCAGGAGGGGAGGACCGAGCCGGCCAGGAGGAUAGGGGACAUAGAGAGUCAAAGGAUGCAGAAAGGGAGGAGAGGAGGGUUGAGGAGGCAGAAUCAGGAGAUUGGAGGGAGAAGGAUUGAGCAGAGGGAAGAGAUGAUAGGAUGGAAGAGGAGAGAGUAGCGGGAGAGAGAGAGCGAAGGUUGCGACGGCGCAUUACCAUCUGAGUAGGGGCAGAGUGAGUAGUGUUGGAGGAGAGCGAGAGAGAAAAGGAUACAAAGUAGUGGUCGGAGACAUGGAGGGGAGUUGCAGUGAGAUUAGUAGAAGAACAGCAUCUAGUAAAGAUGAGGUCAAGCGUAUUGCCUGCCUUGUUAGUAGGGGGGGGCGGUGAGAGGGUGAGGUCAAAAGAGGAGAGGAGUGGAAAGAAGGAGGCAGAGAGAAAUGAGUCAAAGGUAGACGUAGGGAGGUUAAAGUCACCCAGAACUGUGAGGGGUGAGCCAUCCUCAGGAAAGGAACUUAUCAAGGCGUCAAGCUCAUUGAUGAACUCUCCAAGGGAACCUGGAGGGCGAUAAAUGAUAAGGAUGUUAAGCUUGAAUGGGCUAGUGACUGUGACAGCAUGGAAUUCAAAUGAGGAGAUAGACAGUAAAGUGGUUAUCCCACUGACUAUAGGGUGAAUGCACCAAUUUGUAAGUCGCUCUGGAUAAGAGCGUCUGCUAAAUGACGUAAAUGUAAUGUAAUGAAAGAAAGAGAGAAUGUCCACUUGGGAGAGAUGAGGAUUCCUGUGCCACCACCCCACUGACCAGAUGCUCUCGGGGUAUGCGAGAACACAUGGUCAGACGAGGAGAGAGCAGUAGGAGUAGCAGUGUUUUCUGUGGUAAUCCAUGUUUCCGUCAGCGCCAAGAAGUCGAGGGACUGGAGAGUAGCAUAGGCUGAGAUGAACUCUGCCUUGUUGGCCGCAGAACGGCAGUUCCAGAGGCUGCCGGAGACCUGGAACUCCACGUGGGUCGUGCGUGCAGUGACCACCAGGUUAGAGUGGCAGCAGCCACGCGGUGUGAGGCGUUUGUAUAGCCUGUGCGGAGAGGAGAGAACAGGGAUAGACAGACACAUAGUUGACAGGCUACAGAAAAUGGCUACAAUAAUGCAAAGGAGAUCGGAAUGAAAUGAACUAAACAUCUGGGAAAGCGAGAGAGCGGGGCCUCCCUCACUUACGUUUCACUGAAACACCCAAAUAUAACUCUCCCAACUUCCACCUCAGAAACUAUAAUUGUUGUAAACUACAGUGGUUCAAUGUUUUCUAGGAAUAGACUAACUUAGUUUAUUCAGCUAGCUAACUUGGUACAGUAUUCUUCCGUGAAAACCGUCCAGGGCACCGAAUCCUAUGACGCCACAGCCAAUUAGCAUGCCAGCCUCCAACAACACGGUUUAGCACCAAUACUCGGCCACAACAAACCACCAGUUUGUCAACACGCCAAGCAGAUCAUUUGUGUCCGUGUCUAACGUUGUGUAAAGUUCUGGGUUAGUCCCGACAGCUUGAGCGAGUCCGUCGUCAACUUAUUCAGCCAAAACAUAAAGUCAAAAAUACAACAGAAAAUAUAUAUACAGUGUGUGCAAAUGUAGCAAGUUAUGGAGGUAAGGCAAUAAAUAGGCCAUAGUGCAAAAUAAUUACAAUUAGUAUUAACACUGGAAUGAUAGAUGUGCAAGAGAUGAUGUGCAAAUAGAGAAACUGGGGUGCAAAUGAGCAAAAUAAAUAAUAAUAAUAAUAUGCCAUUUAGCAGACGCUUUUAUCCAAAGCGACUUAUAGUCAUGCGUGCAUAUAUUUUUACAUAUGGGAUCGAACCCACUACCCUGGCGUUACAAACGCCAUGCUCUACCAAUUGAGCUACAGAGGACCAAAUAACAAUAUGGGGAUGAGGUAGUUGGGUGGGCUAAUUUCAGAUGGUCUGUGUCCAGGUGCAGUGAUCGGUAAGGUGUUCUGACAACUGAUGCUUAAAGGUAGUGAGGGAGAUAAGUGUCUCCAGCUUCAAAUAUUUUUGCAUUUCAUGCAUUUGUCAUGUUAUCAUUUGAAUCCCCUAUGCUCUGCUGUCUGAAUCCUCUCACAUGAUUUUCUUCUUCUCGCGUUGUCUUUAUUGUUGGCAGACAGGAAAAGGGAGGAGUAUGAUGUCAUGGGAGUUGUAAUUUCCCCUCAGCGCCCAAUCAUGGCUUUUUGCGCUGGUUUUGUGUAUUUUCUAAUCUCAACCGCCUGGGUAGGGCCUCCGCGGGCGGGGGAGAGAGAUGGAAAGGCGGGGGCUGGUGCCGCAUCCUGUUCUCAGCUAGUCGUGAGAAGAGGAAACGUGGCCAGAUUGAAGAGGAAACCGAGAGAAACGCGCUUUAGAACAACAUUGUUGAGGUUUACAGGGAGAUACUAACAAUACUAGCAGUCUGAUUACUCUACACCCUAUCUGUGAAUUAAAGUUUCUGUAGUUACUUCAUGUUUAUUAUAGCGGGAUAUAAUUUUUGAUAUAAAUUGUGUUAUUAAACGGGAAACGACGCCUAUUAGCGCUCCAAUCAAAACUGAAUGAGAUACAACCUGACAAAUUGUAGAAAAUUCUAAUCGCAACAUCGUUCCAGAGUCUAUACAUCGUUCCAGAGUCUAUACAUCGUUCCAGAGUCUAGACAUCGUUCCAGAGUCUAACGUUACAUUGCAACAUUUUGAUCAUGGAAGACGCGGUCAGUGGUUCGCAUAAGAGCCCAUCCUUCGAGAAGACGUGGGGCAGCUCCACCAGUAGCGGAUACUGCAGUGGGGACUCGGAUUCUGAGUUCGAACAGUACUUUACAGCUCGCACAUCAUUCAUUUGCAAACCCAAGAAAGAGAAGGUGAGAAUGAUAACUUUAUCAAGCCAACAGGACUAUGUCAAAUGCUUACCACACUGUUUCUAUUUAGAAACUUUCUGUAACUGUUUCUUUCGUUAUAGUUGCAUUAUAGUUUAUGAUUAUUCACUCAUAGCAUUAUGAAGUGAUUGCUGUAGUAGCCCUAGUAACUCUACCAUGGUUCCUUUUUCUAAAAUGUUAAUUGGGAUCUGCUGUACCUCUGAUAGGGUGGCAGGUAGCUUAGUGGGUAAGAGCAUUGUGCCAGUAACCGAAAGGUCGCUGGUUCUAAUCCCCGAGCUGACUAGGUGAAAAAUCUGUCGAUGUGCCCUUAAUUAAGCAAGGCACUUAACCCUAGUUGCUCUGGAUAAGAGUGUCUGCUAAAUGACUAAAAUGUAAUUAAAACACGUGUAAAACAACACUUUACACAUGAUACUCUACCUCUUAUUACGUUUCUGUACACACACACACUAGUCAUGUAGCUUACGGUUCAGUGUUCUACUCUCAUAUCUGAACAAACAUUACACUAACAAAGGUUGCACACACAAGUCUGCGUACAAGCCUGCACACAUAUCUCUGCAGGGUUUGAAUGAGUAAUGGCAAAAUAAGAUCAUGUUUGAUUAACUAAUAUUUCCACAUCAUCUUGAAUGUUAUUAUACAGAGUACAGUACAAAAUGAUAAUGGCACCGUGAACAUUAGUGACUCCUUAGUAGACUGUACCGGCUCUCAUUUUGUGAUUGCCUAUUUAGUAGUUAACUGCAGGACAUCAUUUUUUAAAAAACAUUUUAGUCAUUUAGCAGACACUCUUAUCCAGAGCGACUUACAGUUAGUGAGUGCAAACAAAAAACGUUUUCAUACUGGCCCCCCGUGGGAAUCGAACCCACAAUCCUGGCAUUGCAAGCGCCAUGCUCUACCAACUGAGCUACACAGGACCAUUAACUCUGCAGCUUUUCAAUCUGCAUUAGGAUAUAGGUUAUUGAUCUGUUUUAUUGAUCUGUAUUUUUCACAGCUUGACAUUGCUUUAUGUAGUUGUGGUGCUCCAUGAAUUAUGGGCAGCUGUGGCCAUUCAUUUCUACAAAGUGUAAACAUCAGCUAACUCUCCUUAUUAGAAACAUGAUUAGUGGGAUAUACAAUACAGGAGCAAUCUAGUUUUGAAUGCCACCAUUGAAGAGUUAUUUGUCCCUGUGAUUUUCCUACUGAAUUAGCUGUUUUUCUUGUGACUUUGUCCCAGAGGAGAGCUCAUGUUGUGUGCUGAUGGUAGCACAAGCCAGGGGGAUUUAUGGCUAUUGAUCUAUGGAUUACCCCCCCCCCCCCUCCACGAAAAGCAGCUAUAGUUGGUCCCCUAAUGCACUGUUUCCCAACCCUUGUCCUCAAGUGCCCCCAACAGUACACAGUUUUGUUGUAGCCCUUGACAAACACACCUCAUUCAACUCAUUGAGGACUUGAUGAUUAGUUGACAAGUUGAAUCAGGUGUGCUUGUCCAGAGUUACAAUAAAACAUGUAUUCUGUUGGGGGUACUCGAGGACCAGGGUUGGAAAACACUGCCCUAAUUGAUGCCUCUAAGUUUUGUGCAUCAUAUGUCCUGAAUAACAUUCUCACAUAGGAAGCAUGAACGGACCAUUAGACACAGGAAGUGGAUACUGUGUGUCCAUACCAGACAUUUAAAUGUCUUGCAGAUGCUGGAGGCUAAAUGUUCAUUGCUGAAAGAUGACUGAGAUUCUGUGGAAGAUGAGGCAGCUGACUUCACAGGAUAUGCCUGUAAAACAGAGGAAGGCUUUGUUUCUGACUCUCGGGGGGGGGGGGGGGGGGGGUAUUUUUUACAUGAACAGCAUUAAGGAAUGCAGCCCAAAGCACUUGCAUACAUUACAAACAGCUGCACGUUCCCCCAUGGCGCCUCCCUCUUCAGUGAUAGGAGUUCAGGAACUAGGAUUGGACAGCGCUGACAUCAUUGUUCUCCACUACUUCCCUAUCGUAGGCUAUGGCUACGUUGACACUUGACAGGAAGUUUGGAAUCUGAUGCAACCGGGGAUAAUUUGUGAACGAAGGAGUGGAGCUUACAGGAAGUUAGCACUGUGAAGCAUAGGCUGCUAUUUAGCACAUUUGCUAACUCUCCAUUAUACAGCAGCAACAAGUCCUGAAGAAGCAGCAAUGUUUCUCAUUCAAUACCAUUUUGACUUACACCAGUUUAGUGCUUCCUUCCUCUCAGCUACUGCGGGCCAAAACCCAUCUAGUCCACCUCUAUGAAUUUUAAUUAGACUGAUGUCUCAGCUCAAGCUUUCUUAACUAAAUGUUUAGUUGAAUUGGUCGAUAUGUCAUGCCUCAACUGUCCCGCUAAUCUAUUUGAGUUUUUUUCAAUAUGAAAUGUUGUGGGGCGUUAGUUUGCCCCUAUAGGCCCACAUAACACAUUUCUUACAGGCAGAAUUUUACAUGCAACACAUUUAACCUUGGCUCUCUGUUGACACAUAGUGGUAGAACACAAAAGCCUCCCAAGAUCACCCUUUUUUUGUCUUUCGCCUUUAGGAAGAUGAGUGAGUAAGCAAAAUGGAAAGAGGGUUUUACGGCUGCUUCGACAAAGUGAAGUGUAGCCAAUUAAUGGCUUAUUGAAAUAUUGACUCCCUUUUCUCUCUCUCUGGUCAGGAUGAACAGGUCAAAUGUGGGAAGCAGCAGGAGCUGUCAGGCACAGAGAUCCAGCAGAAGGUGAAGGAGUACAACGCUCAAAUCAACAGCAACCUCUUUAUGAACCUGGUGAGUACUAACAAGUUGCUGUUAUACCAUUGUAGUAACAUUGUAAUUAAUCUAGUAAUUACCAUGUUUUUAUACAGUAAUUCAGUAAUUGCUCAGUUACAAUACUGCAGAAUUACCCCAAAAAUGUAAUGUCUACUAUGCAAUAACAUGUUGAUAGAUUGUGUUAAUGUUAAGUUGUAUACCAACAUUUAUUCAUUCUCUUCAACAGAACAAAGAUGGCUCCUACACUGGCUUCAUAAAGGUCCAGUUCAAGCUGGUACGACCCGUGUCAGUUCCCCCACCAAGAAAAGGUACUACAACACAGGAUGGUGCGGGCAAGAAGAAUGGGGGAGUAAAACGUUGCACCUCUUUCUACCUGCCCAAGGAUACAUCCAAACACCUACACAUCAGCUCCCGCACACGCGCUCGUGAGGUCAUCGAAGCCUUGCUGAAGAAGUUCACCGUGGUGGACAACCCUGGAAAGUUUGCCCUGUUUGAGCGCACUGAGCGUCAUGACCAAGGUGAGCCUACCUCUGUGACCGGUUUCAUGGCAGCACAUGACUGGUCUUUGUUCUGCAUUGACAUCACAUAGAUAAAUACUAAGAAGUGCCAUACAGUUGAUUAAUUCCAUUGUCCUCCUCCUGUAUUUAUCUCAGUGUACCUGCGUAAGCUGUCUGAUGACGAGCGUCCACUCCACCUGCGUCUGUGUGCUGGACCCAAUGAGAAAGCCCUCAGUUUGGUGUUGAAAGAGAAUGAGACUGGAGAGGUCAACGUGAGUAUUGAGCAUGCAUUGGGCAUUCAUUCUCAAACCAACAUGGCCAUUUCACAUUGUGCAGCAUACAAAAAUCCUCUGUCUCUCUCCUCUCUCUGUCCAGUGGGAUGCCUUCUCUAUGCCAGAGCUUAAGAACUUUGUCCGCAUGCUACAGCGUGAGGAGGAGGAGCAUGUCAAGCAGAUUGUGCAGCGCUACGCUCUGGCCCGCACCAGGAUGCAGGAGGCCCAAUCUGCUGCUUCCACCCCUAGUGGUUCCUCCCCUGGUGGUUCCACCCCUGGCUGA